Molecule: messenger RNA, 2219 nt
Organism: Capsicum annuum
Lineage: Eukaryota; Viridiplantae; Streptophyta; Magnoliopsida; Solanales; Solanaceae
Product: acetate--CoA ligase CCL3
Exons: 3
Coding region: 308-2008 (566 amino acids)
Source: RefSeq, a predicted model, not a curated record
AACAUAACUCUUAUAAUAUUCAAAUUAUACUCUGACUAAUUCAGAUUCAUACCACACAGAGUCCAUUUCAGGAAAGUAUUUCAUUAUCAAAGAUUUGAUCAUAUCCAUAGCUCGAAUUUGAUCCACUUAACUUUUCAUUAUUAAAGAUUUGACCAUAUCCACAGCUCGAACCUGAUCUACUAACUUUUCAUUUGAUUAUAUCCACGGCUCGAACCCGAGCCACUUUUUAACUUCCUAUAAAUAGCAUUUUCACUCUCUUACGAAACACAAAAUCUAAUCUCUCUGAGAUUUGUGUAGAGAGAGAGAGAUGACGGAGAGAGAUAUCGACGAUCUACCUCGUAACGCCGCGAACUACACGGCGUUAACGCCGUUAUGGUUCUUAGAGAGAGCGGCGAAUGUAUUUCCAAAUCGGAAAUCGUUAAUUCACGGCUCCGUUGAGUACACGUGGCACCAGACUUACCGUCGGUGCCGUCAGUUAGCUUCUGUUCUAACCAGAAACUCCGUCAACUUUGGUAGCACCGUUGCAGUUAUUGCUCCAAACGUCCCGGCUAUGUAUGAAGCUCAUUUUGGAAUUCCGAUGGCUGGAGCUGUUAUAAAUGCCGUCAAUGUUCGUCUAAAUGCACAAACGAUUGCUUUUCUUUUGGGCCAUUGCUCAGCUUCUAUCGUCAUGGUGGACCAAGAGUAUUUUCCCUUGGCUGAGGAAGCUUUAAAGAUAUGGGAAAGUAACAGUAAAGGGAAAUUCAAGGCUCCGCUUUUGAUUGUAAUUGCUGAUCAAAACUGUGGUCCAAUACCGGUCCAACGUGCUCUUGAGAAAGGGGCAAUUGAAUAUGAAAAAUUCAUAGAAACCGGUGAUCCAGACUUUACGUGGAAACCACCAAAGGAUGAGUGGCAGACGAUUGCUUUGGGCUAUACUUCCGGCACAACAGCUAGUCCUAAAGGAGUGGUUCUGCACCAUCGUGGCGCUUAUAUUAUGGCUAUGACUAAUGCUGUGAUUUGGAGUAUGCCAGAGGGAGCUGUGUAUCUGUGGACUCUGCCGCUGUUCCACUGUAAUGGUUGGUGUUUUGUUUGGACACUCGCUGCGAUUUGUGGGACUAACAUAUGCCUUCGACAGGUAAGCGCUAAGGCGGUUUACUCAGCCAUAGCGCAUCUUGGUGUGACUCAUUUUUCUGCUGCGCCCGUGGUACUCAACACCAUAGUUAACGCCCCAAAAGAGGAGACCAUCCUUCCUCUGCCUCGUCUUGUGCACGUAAGCACAGCCGGUGCUUCUCCUCCUCCAUCUGUCCUUGCUGCAAUGUCACAGCGUGGCUUCCGUGUCUUACACACUUAUGGUCUUUCUGAAACCUACGGUCCAUCCACUCUAUGCGUGUGGAAGCCCGAGUGGGAUUUACUUCCCCCAGACGUCCAAGCACGUUUACACGCACGCCAAGGUGUCAGAUACGUUGGUCUGGAGCAUUUAGAUGUUGUCAGUACGAACGACAUGAAACCUGUCCCAGCAGACGGAAAGACAACAGGAGAGAUCGUCUUCAGAGGUAAUCUCGUAAUGAAAGGUUACCUCAAGAAUCCUAAAGCUAACGAGGAAUCUUUUGCCGGGGGCUGGUAUCACUCUGGUGACCUCGCGGUUAAGCAUCCAGACGGAUACAUAGAAAUCAAAGACCGAUCAAAAGACAUCAUCAUUUCAGGAGGCGAAAACAUAAGCAGUGUAGAGGUCGAAAACAUCUUAUACCUACAUCCUGCUAUACUCGAGGUGUCUGUUGUUGCAAGGUCUGACGAGCAAUGGGGCGAGUCACCUUGUGCAUUCGUGACAUUAAAGCCGGACUUGAAGAACACCGAUGAACAAACAUUGGCCGAAGAUAUCAUCAGCUUCAGUCGAUCGAAAAUGCCUAAAUACUGGGUUCCAAAAUCAGUUGUGUUUGGACCAUUGCCUAAAACUGCUACUGGGAAAAUACAAAAGCAUUUGUUGAGAGCCAAAGCAAAGGAAAUGGGACCUGUGAAGAAGAGUAGAUUGUAAUUAUAAUGCUCCAUAAAUAAUGUUGAACUAUGUUAUUAGUAAAAUUAUAAUUGAUGAAGAAAAUAAUACAAAAGACAUCUUCUUAUUUUGUGGUCGGCCCUUUCCCGGACCCCGCACAACAGGAGCUUUAAUUCACCAGACUGUCCGUUUUUAUCUUUUGAUUUUAUCUUUGUAGUUUUUCUUCAUUUAUUGGAGUAGCUCAGGGUCAACA